GGCUGGCUGGGAAGUGUUGAAACCCAGAGCUUCCACGUCUGCACUCGGGAGGGAGGGAGGGCGCAGGCUCCUUCCCCUUUAUCCCCUCCUGGUCGCCAGGGGGCAGGCUGCCCCAGCGUCCCGGAAGUCGGGCCAAGAGGAUAUCACGCGCGAAACCCAGAAACCAGACGCCCAAAAUGUUCACUCUUCCUCAGAGGGAAGCCACAACACCUACUGCGUGUUCAGGCUCAACCUCUUCUCAGGACAUGGAGAAUGGCUGUGGUGAUGUUCUGCAAGGAGAAUGCCUCAGAGAGCCAGACUGCAAGCAGUCCAAACUCUAUGGAGUGGGUGACCCCAUGGCCAUGUUCUCCUCUGACAGCUCCUGCCUGUCCUCUAGAGGAAGAGUCAUCAAAUGGUUCUGGGACUCAGCUGAGGAGGGCUACAGAACCUACCACAUGGAUGAGUAUGAUGAGGAUAAGAACCCCAAUGGCAUCAUUAACUUGGGCACCAGUGAGAACAAACUCUGCUUCGACCUUCUGUCCAGGCGGCUGAUGCAGAGUGACAUGCUUCAUGUGGAGCCAUCUCUGCUGCAGUACCCCGACUGGAGGGGACAUCUGUUCCUCCGGGAAGAAGUGGCAAGGUUCUUGUCUUUCUACUGUAAGAGCCCGGCACCCCUCAAACCAGAGAACGUGGUAGUUCUGAAUGGCUGUGCCUCUCUCUUUUCCGCUCUGGCCACAGUGCUGUGUGAGGCAGGAGAGGCUCUCUUGAUCCCCACCCCUUACUAUGGAGCCAUUACCCAGCACGUCUAUCUCUAUGGCAACGUCCGACUGGCCUAUGUCUACCUGGACAGCAAGGUAACUGGACUGAACACACGUCCCUUCCAGCUCACAGUGGAGAAGCUGGAGAUGGCCUUGCAAGGAGUUAAUUCUGAGGGUGUCAAGGUCAAAGGCCUCAUCCUCAUCAACCCCCAGAACCCUCUGGGUGACAUCUACUCCCCUGAAGAGCUACAGGAGUUCCUGGGAUUCGCCAUGAGGCACCAACUGCAUGUGAUCAUGGAUGAAGUUUACAUGCUGUCCGUGUUUGAAGAGUCUCUUGGGUACCGCAGUGUCCUGAGCCUGGAAAGGCUGCCUGAUCCCCAGAGGACACAUGUGAUGUGGGCCACCAGCAAAGACUUUGGGAUGUCUGGACUCCGCUUUGGCAUACUGUACACAGAAAACCAGCAUGUGGCUACUGCCGUGGCCUCCCUCUGUCGCUACCAUGGCCUCAGUGGCCUGGUCCAACACCAGAUGGCACAGCUGCUCCGGGACCAUGACUGGAUCAGCCAGGUGUACCUGCCAGAAAACCACGCCCGACUCAAGGCUGCCCACACCUAUGUCUCAGAGGAGCUCAGAACCCUGGGGAUCCCCUUCGUGAGUCGUGGGGCAGGCUUCUUCAUCUGGGUUGACUUGAGAAAGUACCUUCGCAAAGGCACAUUUGAGGAGGAGGUGUUGCUCUGGUGCCAAUUUUUGGAUAACAAGGUGCUGCUGUCCUCUGGGAAGGCCUUUGAGUGCAAAGAACCCGGCUGGUUCCGGGUGGUCUUCUCAGACAAGGAGAACCGUCUCUGCCUGGGGAUGCAAAGGAUGCGGCAGGUGCUUGAAAGGCAAUCUCAAGUGGUAGAAGAUACCUCUCCCUGUCACACUCAGGAGCCAAGUACCCAGCCCAUAUGAGCAGGCCAUUGCCUCACACGCAGCCACUGUCCUCGUGACCUGGACGUGUAGGGUCACGGAGCACUGAGUGUGGAUGUGCCAUUUGUCUGUAGGAUUUCGUCACUUGGCUUUGGCCUUGAAGAACUGUUUCCUGCCCUCCCUGCUGGCAGUUUAAACUGAUGUUUAUUCCGGGCUGUUGCUGUCCUCUAUUCAGUGGGAUUGGGACCAGCCAGGUAUCUGUGCUGUGAAUAGUGUACAGAAUGGGAAGUCGUGACUGCUCCUAACCACAGCUCCUCCCUAGGACACAAGAGUAAAUAAGUAACUGUUCAUUCUUUGUGAUGGUGCCUUCCUGCCUUUCUUGUUGCCGGGGAAACCAGCCAGAGGAAAAGCACACACAUACACAGCAAACACACACACACACACACACACACACACACACACACACACACAGUGAUAACAUUCCAAGGUGCAUGGAAUGAAUUCUGUUUGUUCAGGUUUUAGGAGCCCAGGACAGGCCUCAGCUUGGCCUGUGAGCAGAACUCCAUGGUCGGAGUUAGGAGGGUCUCCUUGAUGGAGCUGAAAUGCCCCCUCAAGUUCUGGGACCCACCUCCUCUUGCCUAGGAAGGAAGUGCCUUCACUGUUGUUCCCAAAGCUGUGGCCUAGCAAUGGCUGGGGAACAGGGAAGGAUUAGAGGCUGGAUUUCAGAGCCAAGGCUGUCUGCGGGCCAGGCAGAAGUUGGUCUUUCUGUGCUAAGAAAGGCUACGAAGGGGCCUGGCUGCUCCAGCUUGAGGGGUGCUUUGGUAAAGAUCCCAAAAGAAUAUUUGAUUCCUGUGCUGACCUGCGCAUACAGUGCCUAUAGUCACAGCUGUGAGAGCAGCUGAGGCAGGAGGAUUACUUGUACCUACCUAUGAGUCUGAGAUCAGCCUGGGCAGUACAGUAUGAGUAUGUCAAUGAACUCAGCAUAGCCUAGGCUAUCCUCAGACCCACCAUUCUGCUUGCAGGCAGCCAUCAUUGUGCCCAGCAUAUCCUGUCACAGAUGAGGGAACCCAAUCUUAGGGAGAUGGAAUGAUAUUCUGAACUUUAUGUAGAUCAGGACCCAAGGGUGGUUUGCUUGGUUCAGAAUCUGCAUGUGGGGGUUCGGAGAGAUGGCUCAGUGGGUAAGAGCACUUGCUGUUCUUCAGAGGACCUGGAUUGAGUUCCCAGCGUUCACAGUGGGCAGCUUAUAACU
Molecule: messenger RNA, 2892 nt
Organism: Peromyscus eremicus (cactus mouse)
Lineage: Eukaryota; Metazoa; Chordata; Mammalia; Rodentia; Cricetidae
Gene: Accs
Product: 1-aminocyclopropane-1-carboxylate synthase homolog (inactive)
Exons: 15
Coding region: 177-1685 (502 amino acids)
Biological process (GO): biosynthetic process; amino acid metabolic process
Molecular function (GO): pyridoxal phosphate binding; transaminase activity
Source: RefSeq, a predicted model, not a curated record